AUGAAAUGGAUUCGACUCGAGGCGACGAGUGGGUUGCGCAUCAUGGCGCCGUCAUUUAGUCCGCCGCCACGCAUGGAAGGCAUUGAUAAAUUCUUUGAUCAUCCAAUUCAUGCACGAACUUUUCACUGUUUUCGUGACUCAAUGGGAACAACGGAUUGUAAUAGUAGUAGUGAUAACAACAACAAUAAUGAGAAGAAUAGUAGUCUUGGCUGUACAGAAGAGAUUCUGGUGUUAUUGCAACGACAAUCCCUUGGAGGUAAAUUGGGUGAAGUGACGAUUGCGGUUGGGGGAACAGAAGUUUCGCAGGCGGAGUUGGAGGUUCUUCUCGAUUGUGCCUUUGAGGCGGUCAUGCGUACAAAUAAUAACGGGGUUCGUCUCCUAUUUGAUACACUGUGUACAUCUUCAUUCCCUUAUCUCUCUUCUCUGGUUUAUUCCACUUCCGCUACUUCUAUUAUAUCAUCAUCGUCAACAACAAUAGCACAGGAUGAAGUGGUGGUUGAGUAUGAUGGACUACCAACAGGGAAAAGAAAUACAAACGGUGAACAGCGGCGUAUAGGUGAUUGGCGUGAAAAGGAUGGAAUAACAUGCAGAGAUAAUAAAAAGUCUUUGAAAGCCCUACGUGCGGCCUUUGCACGACGUAAGGCACUACUUUACUUUGUAGCUCAAGAUGUUGUGCCCGUUAGUUUAUUGCACUGUCGGGUGCAAAGUACAACAAAGUCUUAUGGAUGUACUUCAAGUGUUGCAGAUGCUGUACAUUCAAGUCCAAAAGAUAUUCAAUCUCUUGCGGUAUCUUCCACAUGUGCAUGUAAGUGUUUAUUAGAUGUUGUGAACCGUACACUUGCUGCAGCUUAUGAUAUAGGGAAUGGUAAUCAUAAACAGUUGCGAGAGAUAUGGAGUACGGGUUUUGAUAAACCACCAUUUAUUGCCACUUUUUCUACAAGUGGUAUUCUUUUUGCUUCGCCAUCUUUUUUUCGUCUCACAGAUCACCGUGAUCGUUUAUUUAUAUCGGGUUUAGCAAUAGAUCAAUUGUGUCGCUGGUCUGUAGAAGAACGACAAGGACCACGGGUACAAACUUCUCUAGUACAUAUACAUGAUCUAAUGCUAAAAUGUAAGAGAAGUGGUACAUUGUUAAAUAUACUUUUUCUCUCUAUUGGAAGUGCCGUAUCAUGUGUAUUUGGUUUUUUUUACUCUGGUGAUGCGAAUGAAGGGGCAUUAUGGGGUGCCGCCACACUACGACAGUUUAUAGAGAAACAUCUUAUAACCCCAAGGACGACUGUAACGAUUGGUGUAACUGAAAAGAUGAAGAGUCCAUUAGAAGAUACUGAUCUUGAUGGGGAAUUGCAUGAAACUGUGGUUUCCUUCGCCCCACACAUGUUACUUUGUAUGGCAUCUGUACAUCCAACACCAUGGUUUUAUCGAAUUUUAUAUGAAAUGCGUAAAGUAGAAGAAGAAGCCACACGAGAUACCUUAUUUGGAAUGGAUGAAGUACCCAAUAUUAAUAAUAAUAAUAAUAAUAAUAAUAAUAAUAAUAAUAAUAAUAAUAAUAAUAAUACCGUACCUCCUAAAUCACGAGAGCGUUGUAAUUAUUUUUCACUUUUUUCUCAUUGUGGAAGGAGUAAAUCUUCUUCAGUUGCAUCUCGUCCAUUUGUAUGGUAUACAGACACAGUGGAUCUUCCAUUAGAUCUUGCUUGGUGUGUGGCUGCCAGUCAUAUUGUGAAGGCAGAGGCAAGUAUAUGCACAGAAGGUCGUGAAUUGGGGCUCUAUGCACUUUUUUCAAUGAUAUCGCCUACGGCUUCUGAUUCAAAUACUGUUGCUAUUGCAGAAAAUGAAGGAGAAAUACGACGUUAUGCGGUUAGUUGGUUUCAACACUGUUGGCGUAAUACCUUCUUUGCGGAGGGAAAGAAGAAGAAGAAAAAAGAUAAUCAUAAUGACGAUCCCUACAAGUAUGAGAAUAACUACAACACUGGUAGUAAUACUCCAGAGCCUGAUCCAACAAGACUUCUUCGAGGACUUUCCUCCGUUGGAGGUGGUCCACGUAUCUCAUUACAUUAUGAGAUGAGAGAAAAAGGUGGUCAUCUUUUCCAUCGAAGAAAAAAUAAAUAUGAGGUUUACACUGAUGAUGAUACACCGGCGUUUACUUCUCAAUCAACUGUUUUUCCAUUCUCUCUUCUUAUUGAUGGAGAUGAAGCGGAGAGUUUUAUGGACUCCGAUACCGUAAAGGAGUUAAGGACCAUGACUGCUUUUUACGCCUUGAGUUUGCAAAAAAUUAAAAGUUCUUCCACUGAGGCAGUCGUUCAAGAAAUGUUACUAAUGGAAGGUGAUCAAAUGGAGCAUGAGGAAGAUGUUACUGCGUUACUACAGAAACGACACGGAUCGUUGUCUAGUGGCGAUGCUUUUGCUGCCUGUCAUCAAGUAUCACGUUGUGUACUGGAGGAUGUUUGGCGCUAUCCUUGUUCAUAG
Molecule: messenger RNA, 2460 nt
Organism: Trypanosoma theileri
Lineage: Eukaryota; Euglenozoa; Kinetoplastea; Trypanosomatida; Trypanosomatidae
Exons: 1
Coding region: 1-2460 (819 amino acids)
Source: RefSeq, a predicted model, not a curated record